AUGCCCAACUUUAAAAUAUCACAUACAUUUCUUCUUCCACCCAUUUCUUCUUCCACCCAUUUCUUUUUCCACCCAUUUCUUCUUCCGCUCAUUUCUUUUUCCACCCAUUUCUUCUUCCGCUCAUUUCUUCUUCCAACCAUUUUUUCUUCUGCUCAUUUCUUCUUCCGCUCAUUUCUUCUUCCGCUCAUUUCUUUAUCCGCUCAUUUCUUCUUCCGCUCAUUUUUUUCUUCCACCCAUUUCUUCUUCCGCUCAUUUUUUUCUUCCGCUCAUUUCUUCUUCCAACCAUUUUUUGUUCCGCUCAUUUCUUCUUCCGCUCAUUUCCUCUUCUGCUCAUUUCUUUAUCCGCUCAUUUCUUCUUCCGCUCAUUUCCUCUUCUGCUCAUUUCUUUAUCCGCUCAUUUCUUCUUCAGCUCUUUUUUUUUCUUCCACCCAUUUCUUCUUCCGCUCAUUUCUUCUUCCAACCAUUUCUUCGUCCGCUCAUUUCCUCUUCUGCUCAUUUAUUCUUCCACCCAUUUCUCCCGCCCAUUUCUUCUUCUGCUCAUUUCUUCUUCCGCUCAUUUCCUCUUCUGCUCAUUUAUUCUUCCACCCAUUUCUUCUUCCGCUCAUUUUUUUUCUUCAACCCAUUUCUUCUUCCUCACAUUUCUUCUUUCACCCAUAUCUUCUUCCGCUCAUUUCUUCUUCUGCUCAUUUCUUCUUCCGCUCAUUUCCUCUUCUGCUCAUUUCUUUAUCCGCUCAUUUCUUCUUCCGCUCUUUUUUUUUCUUCCACCCAUUUCUUCUUCCGCACAUUUCUUCUUUCACCCAUAUCUUCUUCCGCUCAUUUCUUCUGCUCAUUUCUUCUUCCGCUCAUUUCCUCUUCUACUCAUUGCUUUUUCCGCUCAUUUCUUCUUCCGCUCAUUUUUUUCUUCCACCCAUUUCUUCUUCCGCUCAUUUCUUCUUCCAACCAUUUCUUCGUCCGCUCAUUUCCUCUUCUGCUCAUUUAUUCUUCCACCCAUUUCUCCCGCCCAUUUCUUCUUCUGCUCAUUUCUUCUUCCGCUCAUUUCCUCUUCUGCUCAUUUCUUUAUCCGCUCAUUUCUUCUUCCGCUCAUUUUUUUUCUUCAACCCAUUUCUUCUUCCUCACAUUUCUUCUUUCACCCAUAUCUUCUUCAGCUCAUUUCUUCUUCUGCUCAUUUCUUCUUCCGCUCAUUUCUUCUUCCGCUCAUUUCUUCAUCCGCUCAUUUCCUCUUCUGCUCAUUUAUUCUUCCACCCAUUUCUCCCGCUCAUUUCUUCUUCCGCUCAUUUCUUCUUCCGCUCAUUUUUUUUUCUUCCAACCAUUUCUUCAUCCGCUCAUUUCUUCUUCCGCUCAUUUCUUCUUCCACCCAUUUCUUCUUCCACCGAAAUGAUUUCUUUCGUUUGCAGCUCACAAAUUGUCUUGAUUCAACCGUACUUAUUAAAUAAUCAUCAUUUUUAUUCUGUUCAUCUAUGCGUGUGA
Messenger RNA from Acanthosepion pharaonis, 1467 nucleotides. Lineage: Eukaryota; Metazoa; Mollusca; Cephalopoda; Sepiida; Sepiidae. The record is from the annotation of a GenBank genome assembly.